AUGCCGUCCACUCGCCAACGCAACACUGUCCUCGCUGCGGCGGCCACUGCCUCUGCUGGCGCCCUUACCUUCGUGGCCCCUCCUAGCACGCCCAGUGCCGCCAGAAUCGAGCCAGGCGUCGUGGGCGGCCAUGCCGUUGCUGCGCAGCCUCAGACCUCCAGCAUGGGCGCCGCCACUGUGGGCGCCGCAAUGCUCGCGGCUGGCUGUGCCGCGCGCGUCACACCGAAGGGCAAGGGCCAGCGCAAGGCCGUGAAAGUGGCAGCGGUCAGCACCGACACCGAGGUGGAGACUGACUGCAUCAACUCCAUCCGCUUCCUGGCUGUUGAUGCUGUGAACAAGGCCAACUCGGGCCAUCCCGGAGCACCCAUGGGUCAGGCGCCGAUCGGAUACCUGCUCUUUGCAGAGGAGAUGGCUUACAACCCCAAGGACCCGUCUUGGUGCAACCGCGAUCGCUUCGUCCUGUCUUCCGGCCACGGCUGCAUGCUGCAGUACUCGCUUCUGCACCUGGCUGGCUAUGACAGCGUGGCAAUGGAUGACCUUAAGCAGUUCAGGCAGUGGGGCUCCAAGACCCCGGGCCAUCCGGAGAACUUCGAGACCGACGGCAUCGAGGUCACAACUGGCCCGCUCGGCAUGGGCAUCUCCAACGCCGUUGGCUUGGCGGCCGCUGAGGCGCACUUGGCAGCGGCCUACAACAAGCCGGACUUCACCCUGAUUGACCACUAUACCUACACCAUCGCGGGUGAUGGCUGCAUGCAGGAGGGCAUUUCCCACGAGGCCUGCGCGUACGCCGGCCACCUUGGUCUUGGCAAGCUCAUCGCCUUCUAUGAUGACAACGGCAUCACCAUCGACGGCCACACCGAUCUGUCCUUCACUGAGGAUGUUGGCAAGCGCUUCGAGGCGUAUGGCUGGCAGGUUCUGGUUGUUGACAACGGCGAUCAGGAUGUCGAUGCCAUCCGCAAGGCCAUCGCCGAGGCCAAGGCCUGCACUGACAAGCCCACUCUCAUCAAGGUGAAGACCACCAUUGGCUUCGGCUCGCCCAACAAGGCCGACAGCCACGAUGCGCACGGAGCUCCCCUCGGUGCAGACGAGGCCGAAGCGACCCGCAAGCAGUUGGGCUGGAACUACGGUGAGUUCGAGGUCCCAGAGCAUGUUUACGCGGCCUUCAAGAAGCAGGCGGAUGCUGGCAGCGCCAAGCAGGCUGAGUGGGACAAGCUCUUUGCUGCCUACAAGGAGAAAGAGCCGGAGCUGGCUGCGCAGUUCGAGCGAGCGGUGCUCAACAGGAAGCUGCCGGACAACUGGGACGAGUGCCUCCCCAAGCUGACUGAGGAGGACGCUGGCAAGGCCACCCGAUUGCACUCCCAGGACUGCCUCAAUGCCAUCGCCCCAGUCCUGCCGGAAUUCAUGGGCGGCUCUGCCGACUUGGCACCAUCCAACAUGACACUGAUGAAGUGCACUGGCGACUUCUUGAAGGACAGCUACUCCGAGAGGAAUUUCCGCUUCGGCAUCCGAGAGUUCGGCAUGGGAGCCGUGUGCAAUGCCCUGUCUCUGGACAAGACAGGCAUUAUUCCCUACUGUGCCACCUUCACCAUCUUCACGGACUACAUGCGCUCCGCUAUCCGUAUCGCUGCACUGUCCCAGGCAGGCACCAUCUUCGUGACCACCCACGACUCCAUUGCCGUAG
This is a messenger RNA of Symbiodinium necroappetens, 1681 nucleotides long. The record is from the annotation of a GenBank genome assembly. Lineage: Eukaryota; Dinophyceae; Suessiales; Symbiodiniaceae.